AUGGAGUUGCUGACAAAAGAUGUGGAUUUCAGAGACAAACAAGCAAAGUUUACCUGUAAAUUGCAAUUACGUCUGCAGAGGGACGGCCACCGACUAUAUCGCUCGGGUUCUUUGCCUGCAUUUGCCGGUACUUUGUCUCCGCCGAUCCCGUCAUUCAAACACGUCGACCAAACCACCCUUCACAGCCUCUUCAGAUCCCGACAGAUUCAACUCAACUUCUUCUUCAACAACAUUGGUCAUUCCCAAAGCCUGGCAUUCACUCGCACCCUCCUCCAAUCCCCCGGCACCAUCUUCUUCUCCGGCGUCGACAAGUUCGGUUUCGUCGCUCACAAGAUCUCCCAGACUCUCGUCUCCCUAGGAAUUCGAUCCGCAUUUCUCUAUCCCGUGGACGCCCUGCAUGGCGACAUCGGCAUUCUCACUGGUCAAGGUAUCCUCGUCUUGUUCAGCAAGUCCGGCACCACCGAGGAGCUCAUCAGGCUAGUGCCGAGUGCCAGAGCCAGAGGGGCUUAUUUGAUCUUUGUCACUUCCUUCGAGGGGAAUCCGCUGGCGGGAAUGUGCGAUAUGAACGUACAUUUUCCGUUGGAGAGACAACUGUGCCCCUUUGAUCUGGCGCCCGUGACUUCCGCCGCCAUCCAGAUGGUUUUUGGGGAUACGGUGGCGAUUUUGCCCAUGUCUGCCAGAAAUUUGAGCAAGGAACAGUAUGCCAGCAAUCAUCCAGCCGGCAGGAUUGGCAAGAGUCUUAUCUUCAAGGUAAAAGAUGUGAUGAACAAGCAAAACGAGCUUCCCAUUUGCAGGGUGGGUGAUCUAAUAAUGGAUCGGCUUGUGGUGCUGACGAGUAAAGGACUGCUUGUAAUGGAUGAACAACAUCUGAUUGGGACAUUUACGGAAGGUGAUCUUCGACGCACCCUCAAAGCUAGUGGGGAGGGCAUCUACAAGUUCACCGUGGGAUAAAUGUGUUACAGGCAACCAGAGAGUCUCAUUUUGAUUUUUGAUUCGCAGACAUAAAUUCUUGUUGGUGGGUGGUAUGUGGAUGGCAGGAAUCCAAGAUUGAUUAGUCCAGACGAGAUGGCUGGGGGGGGACAUGACAAAGAUGGAAGCGCCUCCAUCACCUGUGCAGUUUUUGCCUGUCAUAUUGUCAUCGUCAGAUUGCAUGGCUUGGCUUCGGCUGGCCUCUGAAGCUUGUAACUUCCAACCUGCUCAGUUACUUUUUUUUUUUUAAAAAAAAAACUUCUUGCCCCGUUCCUGGCGGGGUUCAUGUAAAUUCCUUGAAAUUAGAAAGGAUAUGAAUUAUUAGAUGGAAACUGAAAUUGCUUGA
This is a messenger RNA of Prosopis cineraria, 1315 nucleotides long. Its product is annotated as probable arabinose 5-phosphate isomerase. The record is from RefSeq and is a predicted model, not a curated record. Gene Ontology annotation, biological process: carbohydrate derivative metabolic process. Bases 1 to 951 code for a protein of 316 amino acids. Gene Ontology annotation, molecular function: carbohydrate derivative binding. The transcript has 3 exons. Lineage: Eukaryota; Viridiplantae; Streptophyta; Magnoliopsida; Fabales; Fabaceae.